Messenger RNA from Carassius carassius (crucian carp), 2423 nucleotides. RefSeq names its product synaptotagmin-17-like. Gene Ontology annotation, molecular function: calcium-dependent phospholipid binding; clathrin binding; calcium ion binding. NCBI's taxonomy places the organism in Eukaryota, Metazoa, Chordata, Actinopteri, Cypriniformes, Cyprinidae. Gene Ontology annotation, cellular component: membrane. Bases 249 to 1673 code for a protein of 474 amino acids. The transcript has 8 exons. The record is from RefSeq and is a predicted model, not a curated record. Gene Ontology annotation, biological process: calcium-ion regulated exocytosis; regulation of calcium ion-dependent exocytosis; regulation of dopamine secretion.
AAGAGGAGAUAGAUAGAGAGAUCGACUGAUAGAGAGGGAGAGGGGGUUUGUUUGUUGUUUUGUAUUUGGCUCAUCAUCACUCCUGAAGUAAGGACGGAUGGAGGAACCAAGUCCACAGAGACCUGAAUUCAUUACUCGAUUCACAUCUACAGAUUCUCUCUCUCUCUUUUGUUGAGUAAACCUGGAUCCAGAGAGUGGCAUGUUGCUCUGGAUGGGAAGUGAGACAGUGAGGCGAGAGUAAGAGGAGGAUGGCGUACACACAGCUGGAACCCAUCAAUGAGGGUCUUCUCUCCAGACUGUCUGACUUCCUGUUGUGUCGCUGGUCGUGCCGCUCCUGUUGGCAGUGGUGCUGCGAGUGCAGCUGCUGUCAGCCCACUGAUGAGGAGGUGGAGAUUCUGGGGCCUUUUCCAGCUCAGACUCCAUCAUGGCUUGUCAAUAAAUGCAAUGAGGAGAAAGGCACAAAUUCUCACACCAUGGCCGAGAACCACGCUUCACCUACUCAAGCUGACCCCACUACAAACUGCAGGUUUCCCUCCUCAGAAACGUCCCGAUCCACCUUCACCCUGGCAGGCCAGCUCUCCAGUCUGAACGCCCGACGGCCAAGCUCCCCCAUGGUGGAUGUAAAGCCGAUUGAAUUUUGGGCGAUGGGACCCCGGAAGGAAGUGGUGCAGCCCCUGCGUAAGCCCCCGACACCGCCAGAUGACUACUUCCACAAACUGGAGCCCCGUCUGUAUUCUCUAGACUCCUGCAGCGAUGAUGUUGACUCUCUGACGGAUGAGGAGAUCCUGGGGCGCUACCAACUGGGCAUGCUGCACUUCAGCACACAGUACGACCUCAUCAACGCUCACCUCAUCGUGCGAGUCAUCGAGGCCCGGGACCUGCCCCCUCCUGUAACAUGUGAUGGUGCUCGCCAAGACAUGGCCCGCUCCAACCCUUACGUGAAGAUGAGCUUACUGCCCGACCACAAGAACUCCAGGCAGACCGGCGUUAAACGCAAGACCCAGAACCCGUUUUUUGAAGAGCGCUUCACUUUUGAGGUCCCCUUCCUGGAGGCACAGAGACGCACCCUACUGCUCUCCGUGGUGGACUUUGACAAGUUUUCACGGCACUGCGUCAUCGGGAAAGUGUCUCUUCCUCUUAGUGAGGUUGAUCUAGUGAAGGGAGGACACUGGUGGAAGGCCCUGGUGCCCAGCUCUCAGAAUGAGGUUGAGCUUGGUGAGCUUCUUCUGUCCUUAAACUACCUGCCCUGUGCUGGCAGGUUAAAUGUGGACAUCAUCCGAGCAAAGCAGCUGCUUCAGACAGACAUGUGCCAAGGCUCAGAUCCUUUUGUUAAGGUGCAGUUGGUGACAGGCCUUAAGUUGAUGAAGACUAAGAAAACGUCCUGUAUGAGGGGCACCAUCGACCCCUGCUACAACGAGUCCUUUAGCUUCCGUGUACCUCAAGAGGAACUGUGUGAAGUCAGUCUUGUGUUCACAGUUUAUGGGCAUAACAUGAAGAGUAGCAAUGAUUUUGUUGGUCGCAUUGUCAUCGGCCAGUUCUCCAGCGGCCCGCCGGAAACCACCCACUGGCGCCGGCUCCUGGGCUCUCAGCGCACCCCGGUGGAACAGUGGCACAGUCUGCGCUCCCGUGCCGAGUGUGACCGCGUCUCUCCGGCUUCGCUCGAGGUCACAUAAUACUAACACAGGACAGUCACUGCAGGUGGGAGAGAGAUCUGUGGAAAAGAACUUUAACCUAAAACUUACAACACAAACAUCUAGGAGUUUCCCGGUGUAUUAUGUAUAAUUUGUAUUGGUAUGAAACAUAAACUAAUAGAUCUAUUCUCUGUAGAAUAGUGGGCUCUGUCUUGGUGUUAUCUGUGUUCACUCUCCAUGCCAUUAUUAUAACGGGGAGAUGUAGACCGUAGAAAAGACCUCAGAGAGUUUUUUCUGUUUAUGGCGAUGAGCAGAAGCCUGCUGUCCAUGUUUUCUUUUAUCACAUUGAUACUAUCUUACAUGGGAGCUCAAUAGUCUCAUCAUCAUCUGAUCCUCGGCUGCGUUCUGGCUGAGGCUCAGGCAGUUGAGACCAGACCUAACCACUGGUUUGGUCUGCAGUGUUUUAAUAAUCAUAUUGUUUCUUUUUUCAGAUUUCAAUAUGAUUGCAGUUCUUGAAGUAGUUGGAAAUCUGUGGCAACACAGUUGGUCAUUUUUAUUGCCUGCUUUGAAUGUUUCAAGUACGAUUUUACACCAAAGCUUGGUUUGAUUGUGUUUUGUGACCUGUAUCACUGUUCUUUAUGCACAUAUUGAUCUUUGAUUGUGUUUGUGAGUCUGCAUUUGGUAAAUGUUUGCACUUAUGGCAGCUGAGGUCUACAGAAACCCUAAAAUGCCAUGCAUUAUUUUAUUUUUUAUAUUUUUUUAAUUUUUUUUUUCUUUUGAUUUUUCUGUAUC